Hippocampus comes (tiger tail seahorse) is the source of this 2458-nucleotide messenger RNA. It is a transcript of the gene fam234a, whose product is annotated as family with sequence similarity 234 member A. The record is from RefSeq and is a predicted model, not a curated record. Gene Ontology annotation, molecular function: protein binding. The transcript has 12 exons. NCBI's taxonomy places the organism in Eukaryota, Metazoa, Chordata, Actinopteri, Syngnathiformes, Syngnathidae. Bases 337 to 1968 code for a protein of 543 amino acids.
CUGCAUAAUGUGUAUUACCCUGAGUCAUACUUUUCAGGCAACAUUGCUAAACCAGAUAUUGUGAAUUGUGUAAUGGGUUGCCCUAGAAAAUGUCACUUUGUGUGACUAUGAUUGGGAAUAAUGAAUUAUAAUAAAUCUGAAAAUGUGUUAAGAAUUGCAAAAGGAAUGUCUACCUGACAGACAAAAUCAGGGUUAAAUACUUAGCAAAUUUUGAUCCCCCCCCCCCCCACCUUACUUGCGUACGGGGGACAGCCGUACCUGUCUUCUAGCUUUUUAGCCAAAGAUUCGUGAGACGACGCUUGAAGAUUUGCGCACAGCGAUGCACUAAAAAGGACCAUGGACACGACGGACUGUCCCACCGAGGGUGAUCCCCUGAAGAGCGGAGAGGACGGAGUGGAGCCGGGGACGGCGCCUCCAGCCACCGAAUUGAAAAGAGGCUGCAAGGAAGUGCUGGGGCUUUCCAAACUGACCCACUGGCGCACUGCCGUCUUCUUCCUUUCCUUGUUCCUCUGCCUCACCGUGGUCUUUGCCUUCUCCUUCAUUAUCCCGUGUCCUGUCAGACCACAGUAUCUCGCUUCCUGGAACAGGACAUUCCCUGGCGCAGAAACCUAUGACUUCUUAGCCUUUCAAGAUGCAAGCAACGACAAAGUAAUGGAUGUCCUGCUUGUGGUCAAGGCCUCUGAAACCAGCCUGAACAAUACAUGUGCAAAUGCAGGUCUGCCGUCGCCGUGCGUGUUUAUGCUGGCAGUGGAUGGGACCGACGGGGAAACCCUGUGGGAGCGUCCACUGGAUCCGGACUUCCAUUGGGCCCAGUGUGGCCUGGACACAAACACGGGAGAGAAGUGGGACUGUCUGCUGUUUCAUUCCGACCGACUGUCAGCGCUGGACAAAUCGAACGGCGAGGUCAGGUGGCAGCAGCCGCAUCCUCCUGGUCUGCACAGCAGCCUGCCCGUGCUCAGCGUCCCCGAUCUGGACGGGGACAAGGUCAGCGACGUAGCCUUGGUGGCAUCUGACAGCAUGCAGACUCAGCUGGUGUUCCUCUCGGGGAAGACAGGCGUGCAGAUUGGGUCCACAGUGGCUCUGAACACCACAGAAACAUCCGGUCAUCUUCUCCAAAAGACCGGGGAAGGCGCUCAGUACCUGCUGCUGCAAAAGGACACCGGGUUGUACGGACUGGCCCUGUGGAGGAUUGCAGCCAAAGCCAAAGAAGGGCUGGAGGCGGGCUUCAAGAAGCCGAAACAAAUGGAGAGAAAAACCGCGGCCGCAUCCGGAUUGGUCCCCGUCUACGAGUGUGACUCACUGAGGCGUGUGGCGAGAACAGACAAGGCACAGUCGUCCAACUUGAUGCUGGUUACGGGCAACGAGGUGCUCUUAAUAGAUGGAAAGACAUUACAGCCUCUGUGGAAUUUCAAUACCACCUCAGUCUUUAGGGAACCUGGCUUUGGUCACUUCAACAAAGAUGGUAUACUUGAUAUUGCGCUUGAGGAGGAUAUGGACAACUCCACCAAGAGGGUGGUGAUCCUGGACGGGAAGUCCGGUGAGGUGCUGUGGAAAGUGGACCUUGUGUCCAGCGCCAACUUGCCUCGACCCACCUCCAUACACACCACCAACUCCAUUUCCAUCUUUGUGUUCUGGGGGCUGCUGCCCUCGCAGUCCAACUCCACCGUCGAACGUCGUUCUUAUAUGCUGUAUCCGCUCUACUCCAACGUGCUGCUUGAGUCUGAAAACAUCGCGGACCACAUCGUUACAUUUAAAGCGACGUUGAUGGAGAGAGGACGUCACGCCGCCUUCAUCCUGCUGACGGGUCCCGACGCCAAGGACACGGAAGGCACAGUCGUCCUCACGAAGUGGAAGCUGAAGCAUGACGUGCCUCAGAGCAAGGUGCUCCCCAUCGACGACAGCGAGGCCACGGAAACGGACGACAAUAUCAAACAGGCCUUUAACCGACUGCGCUUCAGCGAUAAUUGAACUAACCUUUGGACCAGUUGACAGUUUUUCUGUUCAUUCCUUCUGUGUCAAGUGUUUGUUUUUAGGCCGCGCGUUUGCAUAGACAACAAUACAUGGUUAGCCGGAUAGCGUGAUUGCCUCAGCCAUUUUUUUCAAGGUUUUCAGAAAACGAGAAAAUAAAGAAUUAAAACAAGGUCAAUGAAGAAUUAAAACAAAGUCAAUCUUAUUUUUUAAUUUUGCGGCAAGUUAAAAGAUGAUUGAGGCAAUUACGUAAGCUAUGACGCUAACGAUUCUAGAUGGUGUUUUGUCAAAACAGCUGCUGUUUUCCCUGACAAUCACACCGCCUGCUGAGAAAUCCAUCUGAACCUUUUGCUGUAUUUUAACUUGCACUUUCUCACAACGAUGCAAUUGUUUUCUUUUCCACUUAAGCUCUAUUGUGCAAAUCUAUGCAAUUGUUUCACACCUGUGCUGUAAAGGUUAGUGGGGGUAACUGCUGUACAUUUUACCACUA